UAGACAUGGGAAAGUCUCUUUCUCAUUUACCUCUGCAUCCAAGUAAAGAAGAUGGGUAUGAUGGAGUCACAUCAACUGAAACCAUCAGGACUGGACUGGUUAACAACGAAGUCCAUAAUGAAGACGGAAGAAACGGAGAUGUCUCUCAGUUUCCGUAUGUGGAAUUUACCGGAAGAGAUAGUGUCACUUGCCCCACUUGUCAAGGAACUGGAAGAAUUCCUAGGGGACAAGAAAACCAGCUGGUAGCAUUGAUUCCAUACAGUGAUCAGAGAUUAAGGCCAAGAAGAACAAAGCUGUACGUGAUGGCAUCUGUGUUUUUCUGUCUGCUCCUCUCUGGAUUGGCUGUGUUUUUCCUUUUCCCUCGAUCUAUUGAUGUGAAAUACAUUGGUGUAAAAUCAGCAUAUGUCAGUUAUGAUGAUCAAAAGAGAACAAUAUAUUUAAAUAUUACAAACACCCUGAAUAUAACAAACAAUAACUAUUAUUCUGUUGAAGUUGAAAACAUCACGGCUCAAGUUCAGUUUUCAAAAACCGUUAUCGGAAAGGCGCGCUUAAACAACAUAACCAACAUUGGGCCACUCGACAUGAAGCAGAUUGAUUAUACAGUACCUACUGUAAUAGCAGAGGAAAUGAGUUAUAUGUUUGAUUUUUGUACACUGAUAUCCAUCAAAGUACACAACAUAGUACUCAUGAUGCAAGUUACCGUGACAACAACGUACUUUGGCCACUCUGAGCAGAUAUCCCAGGAAAGGUACCAGUAUGUGGACUGUGGAAGAAACACCACUUACCAGUUGGGGCAGUCCGAAUAUCUGAAUGUCCUUCAGCCACAACAGUAAAGACGGAAGGAGACGCACCGAGAGAAGAUGAAAUGCCUGUAAAUAUUGUCUGAACUCUCAAGGAGGUACUUCCUAGUAGGACAUCUUUAAUUGAACAAACUUAAAGUUUAUACUUCUAAUUUAAGCGUUUGGUUACAAGUGUGUGGACCUGAAAUCAUUGUAACUUCCCAUUCUGUGUUAAUAAUGUAUUUGUACCAGGAUCUUGUACUUAAAUAUAAAUUUACCAGUCCGUUCUCUUCUCCCCUUCACAUCCCUAGACGGAAAAACUGAGACUUCCCCAAUAGUGUAAUAAAGACGCCUGCCUGGCAAGCGCAAGGUCGUGAGUUCGGUUCCCGGUACCGGAGGAAAAAAAAAAAAAAAACCAAUAGUGUAAUAAAGAGUUAUUUGAAAGAUACAGUUUCAGUCGGUAGCUCAACUGACAACAUAACUGUAGUAAGAAACACAGUCUGAUGAACUUAGUUUCUGAUUUUUUUUAAUGAAAAAUUAAGGAAAGCCUAUUCACGGGAAACUUUCGAAAACUAACCUCUUUCUGUGAUUUAUAAAUGCCCAUGGUUAGUUACAUGGUAGUGCUGUGUUUCAACUACAAUAUUUUAGCUUUUAGCCAAGUAUUUUUAGCUUUUAAUUUGUUGAAAUUCUCAUUUGCAUGUUUUUAUUUUAUUUCAAGCUAUUCAGUGCAUAAUACUUACCAACCACCUGAAAACUUCUAAAAACUCUGAAUAAUGUUUCGUGUUUAUUUCCACAGUACUUAUCAUUUUGUGAAAUUCUCGUGUGAUCUUCAGACAUAAUCCUUUAAUAUACAGUAUUGUAAAUAAACUCUGCAUGGCUUUUAUACAGCUUUGAUAAAUGUCAAAGUGGAACAGAUUCAAAAGUAAAGCAAGUAGCUCAUAAAAAUGAAUAAAAAAGGAAAAUGCAGUUCAGAAACUGAUUGUGACUAGGUAUCAUUUUAUGCUAGACCUGGCAUAAAAUAGAUUGGAAAUGAAAUAUUUUUAUGCUUCACUUUUUUCAUGUUGCUUUCAUAUUAAAAAUUGGUUUAGACAUUUUUCACAUCUGCUAGGUACUUGAUCAUCAAUUUUAUGAAUAUUUUAGAGGAAAAAAUUAUUUCUUUGAUAGAAAUUAUUCAAAAAAACCCACCAUUAAGUAAUGGUGAGUAUAUUUUAAAAAAACCUGUGCUAUGCUUUUAAAAUUUUAGUUAUGUUGUAUAUCGCAUGACUGUGAUGCUUGUAGGGUUAAAUUUUUAAAGAUUUCUACUUUUGUUUUUAUUUAAAAUUAUUUUCAGGUGUAAAUUAUUGACUUACUCACAUUGCUAUUUUAUAUUUUCAACAUUGUUUUCGAGUUGAUCCUUUCGCCUUUCACUUACUAACUUCUAAGAACCUUUUAAAUACAUACUACCAAGCAUAGGCGCUCAGUAUGAUACAAAAAAAAAAAUGAGCUGAGGUUCAUUUCUUUCUGUUCCCUGAGGACAGAAGUCAGGUCUCCUCCUGUUCACCCCUCAGUUCCUAACUUACAUGAAAACAUACCCUGUUCUCUCAGUUGUAAAACAUAAAUUUUAAUGGUUUAAUUCUGAUCUUUAAACACUCAGGCAUCCAGUUAGUUUUCAUAGCACUUUUCCAGGUUUUCCUGAGUGGAAAUUGUGAGUGGAACGUGCUUUCUUCAAAUUGCGUACUCUUUGCUUGCUCCGUGGCUGAUGUAGCCGUCCGUGCCGUGAAAUCAGAUGGCCCCUGCAAACCCAUCAGGACGCGCGCACCAGCCCGGGCUCCGUGUCCGGCUCCUUCUGCCGCGGCUGCUGGGGACUCCCGGCCUCGGAGCUGUGCGCGUCUCGAUAUACUGGUUGCGUUCAUGUUUUUCAGAUAGUUCUCAUUGCGUUGUCUCUCAUUCCCUCAUUUCUGUGUGACUCACGUGUGUGAGUGAUUUAGAUCCCCGUUUUUCCUAGUCCCGUGACUUCUAAACAUCUUUUAAAAUUUUAAUGAGUGCCCGCUCGCAGUCCAUGUUGAUCCCAUCGGCGUAGGGAGGCGGCGGGUGUGCGCAGCGCGUCCUAGUUUGCACCUGCCGCACUCGCGUCUGUCCCUCUCUUGGUCCUCUUCCCGUCUGCAAAAGGUCUGUCUCCCUCCUGCCUGUUACCUUUCAUUUUGCGCUUUAAAUUAUUUGCACUUAGGGUUCCUGUGACUUCCAAAAUCACGCGUUUCUGCCGCAGAGCUUCCACCUGGAUUGCUCGUACCUGACCUUCCAGUGGGGCUGCGCGCCUGCCCCGUGCGCUAGAGAUGUAGUGUUUCGGUGGCUCUGUGCGAAAAGCCGAAAUGUUAAAGAAAUUUUACUCUGUUUGGUUCCCGCUGUCUUCCUGUCCCAUUAACAUCAAAAUGGACGUUUAUUUCUUUAAAAUCGUCCUUUGGAGAAGCCUCAUAGCAUAAUCAGUGCUUAUUGUCCUACGUUGUAUGUUUUAACCCUGGCAGGUCAUGCAGUGUAAAUUAAAAAGAGCUUUCUGUUGGGCUGUGGCCCUCUCGUCUGCCGAGAGCACGAGCCUCCUGAAGGAGCGGGAAACAUUUGCUUGUAAUGGUUCAACUUCCAGCCUGUCUUUGUCACUCUUUAAAUUGAAACUCUUUGUUAAAUUUGGUUUCAACAGAGAUUGAGCCAGAAAACACUAGAAUUUAGAACAAGUAAAAAUCCAGUGAAGAGAAAUAAAGAUUGCCUACUGUAAGAGAUAAUUAAAUAACUGCCAGAAUAAACCUAGAACGAAACAGGCUGUGAUUAAUAAAACUAUAAAGACACAUUUUGGAGAAGUAAAUGUAUAGCCUCAGAAAAACCCUAGAAAGAAUAAAUGAAGUCUUAACUUUUUCCUAGGUGCCAGUGUGGUUUCCUGCAUAGGAAAUGGGUAGGUGUUAAUUUAUUAAUUUAUUUUACUUUUCUGUUUUUUUGGUUUUUCUGGUACCGGGAAUCGAACUCACGACCUCGUGCCUGCCAGGCAGGCGCUGUGCCGCUGAGCUAAAUCCCCAGCCGCUAUUAAUUUAUUUUUACAACUAGUAGCAGACCUUACCCAGGGAUAAUGGAAGAAUAUUGCAACAUUUUUCUGAUGCUUUCACGUGUUACUUUGACUUUUCAUCUUAAUAGCCUGGUCAUUCUAACAAAAUUCAACCCUUACAACAAGCCUCUGUGUGUGGGUCUUAUUUACGUAGCAAAUUUUAGCUCUUCCACAUGCUUUUCUUACAUAAUUUCCUGAAGAAGCGGUCACAGGACCCUCAUCUUCUAGAAGCAGAAAGAGAAGUGUAGAGACGCUGAGGGCCGUGCCUUAAGAUCACAUAGUUAGUAAGUAGUUUCCACUGGGGCCCAGAGCUUGUUUCUCCUUCUUUCAGAUCCUUCUGUCACUUCAGAAGUUCUUUGGAAAGCCCUGCUGACUCAGGAUAAUGUGAUUAAAACUUAGAGGGAAAAUUCACGUGGUAAUAGUGACAGUGGAAACAGCACCGAUGCAUUCAGGUGGUGGUAGUUUUGCAUUCUAUCUGAAAUAUUUCAAACGGAGAGCAUGCAUUUGUGGAAUAAUUUGGAAUGUAAUCUACAGCUUAAUUUUUCAUUAAGAUUUAGUACACUGAUAAUUUCAAUAGAGAGAAAAUAAUGUCAGAGUAAGUAUUUUAAGCAAUAGAGAUUAUUAUAUUUAAGAUUGAAAUGGAGCAGUAUGGAAAUACUGGAUAUUAGAAAAGAUAUUUGAAACCGACAAAGGACCAUCUACCAGCAUGUACUGUGGUUUAUUCAAUGCUCAAAUGGUUAGUUUCGUUGGUGUGCAGUUUUUCUGUGCCUUUUCUGUUUGCUGAGACUAAUGAGAUAACAGUUCCUCAAAAAAUUCACUAGAAGAAAAUAUUAUUUCAGAUCUUCUGGUGUGUAGUUUGGAAGUGCCAGUGCAGUGUGAGAAAGGUAGGAGGUGACUAUCAAAACAUUAAAAGUAAACUAUUAGGAGAUUUGAAACUUUAGCCUAAUAAGUUCUUUGUGUCUUCUUAGCCUUAUUAUUUUGGACAGCAUGUCACUGACUUUUGCCCCAUUUUGUGUGUUCUUAAAGUGCUUAGAAUAAACAUUUCUUUAUAUAAUGAUUAUUUCUCAUUCAAGAAAGUUCUUUCAGUUAAAUACUUGUUAAGAGCUGUUUUUAAGUUUCUGAAUAUCAUCUUUGAUAUGUGGUAUAAAUUGAAUUUCAAGUUACUACUUUUUAAGCAAAAGUUUACUUGCCAUGUCAUCGUCAGGGAAUAAUUUUUAGCUCACAAAAUCUGGAAGCAGCUACUACUAAGAAAAAUUCACUUUAUUUCUGUUAUUUUUUUGUAGAAUCAGAUUUUAAAUGAGAAGUUUAUCUGAAACUAUUUUAUUUUAAGGAACGAAUAGUAUUUGAGAUGGUGAGGUAAAAAGACUUAAGCAUUAUUCUUUAAAAUUCUUAUUUUUACAUUGUAACAAAAUAGACUUGUGAUCCACAUGUAUCAAAAGUUGAACUUCUACAUACCAGAUCUAAUAUCAAAGUAAAAAUUUUCACUUUGUCAGCUGAAAUUUGUGAUUAGAAUUGCCAUUUGUGUGUAUUUCUUUGUUUAGAAAACAAAUUCAUACUGGAUUUUUAAAAUUUACCCUUAAUUUUGAUAAAGUCAUGUGAUACAAAGUUACUAUACAGGAAAAAAAUAGUACUUUCCAUUUUUUUAAACUACUAAGGUGAUUGUGUUUGUAGUUCUUUUUAAACACAUUUAGCACAGACUCUAAAUUGAAUUACAUAAUAUAGUAUUAUAUUAGACCUAAACUGUCAUACAUUAAUUUAAUAAAUAUAUAUCAAGUUUUUCAUAGCUAAAUCUCUUUUUAGAAGGACCAUGCUGCCUUCUGUUUAAUUAUAUUAAUUGAAAUGUGUUUAAGAGAAAUGUUUUCAGCAUAUUUUGUAUACUAAAAAAAGGAUUAGUAUUGGGCCAGUGGCCCAAAAGGUAAUAUUGCUACCGUGUAGACUAUUACAGUUCAAAUUGCCCCUCCUCCCUCCAGGAUUUUGAAACUAGAAAUCUGGGAGAUGCUGUAUCAACUAUAGUUGGGUGAAUCUAAGUGCUCUGCGUAUCGUUCAUCUUUUAAUUAUUGUAUGAGGUGGAAAAAAAUGCCAUAUUAAAGAAGAUACAGAACUUCAUUAUGUAAUAGUUGGUUGUAGGCAUAACAGCAAUCCAUGUCUAUGUAUUUUGUCUUAUAUUUUCUUUUAGCAAACUAAAAAAGAUUCUGGAGGAUUAUUUCAAGCUAGGUAUGAUGGCACAUUCCUGUACUCCCAGCACUUGGGAGGUCGAAGCAGGAAAAUCAUGAGUUUGAGGCCAGCCUGGGCUACAUAGAGAGCUCAGGGUCAUCCUGGAGUACAUAGUAAGACCCUGUCCCAAAAGAUUUGGAGUGCUUGCUAGUUGGCGUAACCCACUUGGUCAGAUAUUUGAAUAACUGUACCAUUACACUCUCACCCUCAGUUGUAACUGUGGAAUGUAGAAUGUGAAGAUAUAUUUGGCACUUGUAUUUUGCUUGUAUUAUGUAGUGGCCUUCGUCACGGCACAUUUAUUAAAUUCACUGAUUGAGCGAUUCUGUAAUUAUAACUCUUACUGGUCACAUAAAAAAAAAAAUGAUAGUAGCAAAUAAAUAGAAGUACCCCCAAGUGCUAUUUUUUUAAUUCAGUUGUAACUGUCACUCUCGUAAUUGUGUCUGACAAAAUCAAAUUUGUAAAACUUUUAGCAUGAAAAAUAAAAUUUGUAUCUGUCAA
Chinchilla lanigera (long-tailed chinchilla) is the source of this 6558-nucleotide messenger RNA. It is a transcript of the gene Tmem106b, whose product is annotated as transmembrane protein 106B. Gene Ontology annotation, biological process: lysosome localization; dendrite morphogenesis; lysosomal transport. Gene Ontology annotation, cellular component: lysosomal membrane. Lineage: Eukaryota; Metazoa; Chordata; Mammalia; Rodentia; Chinchillidae. The record is from RefSeq and is a predicted model, not a curated record.